Messenger RNA from Amblyraja radiata (thorny skate), 5863 nucleotides. Its product is annotated as neural cell adhesion molecule 1. NCBI's taxonomy places the organism in Eukaryota, Metazoa, Chordata, Chondrichthyes, Rajiformes, Rajidae. Gene Ontology annotation, molecular function: protein binding. The coding region runs from base 93 to 3485 and encodes 1130 amino acids. Gene Ontology annotation, biological process: cell adhesion. The record is from RefSeq and is a predicted model, not a curated record. The transcript is spliced from 21 exons. Gene Ontology annotation, cellular component: membrane.
GGUUAAAGCAGGGCAGGGGUGAUGGGGUGCGGGCAGUAGCAGCAGCGAGCGGAGCGGAGCGGGAGCGGACUGAGCUAGCGCAGCGCAGAGCCAUGUCACCAAGCAACACUCUCCUCACCGGGCUCCUCCUGGUCGCCACCACUACAGCUGCCCUUCAGGUUGAUAUCAUGCCACCUCAAGGUGAAGUCAGUGUGGGAGAGUCCAAGUUUUUCCUGUGUACUGUGACCGGGGAUGCCAGCAUCAUUUCCUGGUACCUGCCAAACGGGGACAAGAUAGACCCGAAUCAGCAGCGGAUCGUCGUGGCCAAAGUAAGCGACAUAUCUUCCAGCCUCACCCUGUACAGCGCCAACGUGGAUGACGCCGGGAUUUACAAAUGCGUGGCCACCUCGAAGGACGGAAAUGAAUCCGAGGCCACUGUUAACGUCAAGAUCUAUCAAAAGCUGGAGUUCAGGAACGCUCCGUCUCCGCAGGAGUUCAAGGUGGGCGUGGACGCCGUGGUCAUUUGCGACUCGGUCAGCUCGCCCCCACCCACCAUCACCUGGAAACACCGGGGCAGGGACGUGCUCUUGAGGAAAGACGCGCGUUUCACGAUGUUGCCGAACAAGUACUUGCAAAUCCACCACAUUAAGAAGACGGAUGAAGGCACUUACCGGUGUGAGGGCAGAAUCGCCGCCCGCGGAGAAAUCAAAUUCAAGGAUAUUCGGGUCAUUGUUAACGUUCCGCCCAGCAUCCGCGCCCCGGAAAUGGUGGUGAACGCAACGGCUCACAGCGGCAGACCCGUCACCUUGACCUGUCAGGCAGACGGGUUCCCACAGCCACAGAUAACCUGGCAACGAGAGGAUAUCAUCAUUGAAGCAGAUGCCGACAAGUACUCUCUGAUUGAGGAUGGGUCUGAGCUGAUGAUUCACAAAGUGGGGAAACAGGACGAUGGGGAAUAUAUCUGCAUGGCUCAGAAUAAGGCCGGAGUGUACGAGCUGGAGAUUACUCUACGAGUUUUCGUUAGGCCUGAAAUCACCUACGUGGAGAAUAAGACAGUGGUGGAGCAGGAGGAUCACAUCACACUCACCUGUGAGGCCAAAGGUGACCCCACCCCCACCAUCACCUGGAUGAAAGGCAGCCACACCUACCGGGAUGGUGAACAGGAUUCAUGGACUCGGCCGAUGAAACUAAAGACCAUGGACGGGAGAAUCGAGGUGCACGGCUACGCAAGAGUUUCUUCACUGACGCUCAAGAACAUACAACACACCGACUCGGGGGAAUAUGUAUGCAGAGCUAAAAACCCAGUGGGCCACGACACAAAGUUCAUGUACCUCGAAGUUCAGUACGCCCCGAAGCUGCAGGGCACGGUGACCGUCUACACCUGGGAGGGGAACCCCGUGAAUAUUACCUGCGAGGUCCUGGCCCACCCCCUUGCGCUGGUGACCUGGUUGCGAGAUGGCCAACGGUUGCCGAGCUCCAACUACAGCAGCUUAAAGGUCUACAGCACCCGAACCAUCAACUACCUUCAGGUCACACCAGACUCGGAAAACGACUUUGGUCCCUACAACUGCACAGCCAGCAACCUUGUCGGUAUGGAAUCCAAGGAGUUUAUUCUGGUGCAAGCUGAGACCCCAUCUGCCCCGGCUGUCCUGGACACCGCUCCCUACUCCUCCUCGGCUCAGAUUGAGGUUGGGGAACCCGAGUCCACUGGUGGGGUGCCAGUCCUGAAGUAUCUCGUUGAGUGGAGAGCGAAGGAUACUGAUGAGUGGCUGACGAAGAAUGCAGAUGCAAAGGAAGUUCUAGGUGCCGACAAUAUCAUCACCAUCGGUGGGCUGCUUCCUGAGACCACGUACAGUCUGCGGCUCUCCGCUGUCAAUGGCAAGGGGAUCGGUGACGCCAGCCAGGUCAUUAAGUUCAAGACACAGCCUAUUCAAGGAGAACCAAGCCCACCCAAACUUGAAGAACAUGCACUGGGAAACGGAAAUAUCUACAAAGUCAACUGGAUCAGGCAGGACGAUGGAGGUUCCCCCAUUCGACAUUACCUGAUCAAAUACAAAGCUAAACAUCAAGUUGACUGGAAGCCUGAGAUGAGAUUGCCAGCUGACAGCGAAUCCGUUAUUCUUAGAAACCUGGAGUGGAACUCGGAAUAUGAAGUCUACGUGGUGGCUGAGAAUAGACAGGGCAGGUCAGACCCAGGUUCCAUCUCCUUCCGAACCUCCGUGGAACCCACUGUCAUUCCAGAAGCUGAUUCAUCCAAUGACUCCAGCCUGGGAACAGGGGCCAUCGUGGGGAUUCUGAUCGUGGUGUUCCUCCUCCUGCUGGUGGCCGUGGAUGUGACCUGCUACUUCAUCAACAAGUGUGGUCUGCUCAUGUGCAUCGCCGUUAACUUCUGUGGGCAGCCGGGGCCAGGGUCCAAGGGCAAGGACAUCGAAGAGGGGAAAGCUGCUUUCUCGAAAGAUGAGUCGAAGGAGCCGAUUGUGGAGGUGCGGACUGAGGAGGAACGCACACCAAAUCAUGACGGGGGCAGCCAGACGGAACCGAAUGAAACCACUCCACUGACGGAGCCUGAGCAUGCAGCAGAUACCCAGGCCACUGUUGAGGACAUGUUGCCUUCUGUCACCACAGUAACCACUAACUCUGACACAAUCACUGAGACCUUUGCCACCGCUCAAAACAGUCCGACGAGUGAAACGACCACACUCACUUCCAGCGCUGCUCUCCCGGCCACGACCACGACCACCCCAGAGCCGUCACCCGCCGCUAACGCCGCGCCGCACACGCCCAAGGCCGCCGCCGCGUCGCCCGCCGUGCCCCAGGCGGACGGCGCCCCCAAAGUCGCCCCCCUCGUAGACCUCAGCGACGCUCCGGCCUCUUCCUCCGCACCUCCUCCUCCUGCUGCCAAGUCCUCCUCCUCCUCCGCCGCCGCUGCUCCGGUCUCGAACGCCGGCCCUGCACCGCCGCCCGCGGCCGGUAAAGCCAAAGAGGCUUUGCUAGCUCCGGCCAGCGGCGGCGGCGGCGGCGCCAAACCCGCCGCCGCCGCCGGUCCCAGCAACCCGGUUGCGGCGGCGCAGCAGCAGCAGUCACCCAAGCCGACCGCUCCCGCAGCGGCCAAGAGCCCCGAAGCUGCCGCUCCGAAGCCCAGCCCAGUGAAGAGCCCGGGGGAAGCAAAGAAUAACUCCGCCAGCGCGAAGAAGGAGGCUGCCACGGACGGCAGCAAAAAGCCCUCCAAGGGCGAGGACUUUCCAAAUGACGGAGGGACCUUCAAGACCUCAGACAUUGAUCUUGCAAAGGAUGUUUUUGCAGCUCUGGGCAAUUCUUCUCUUCCCACUAUGGGCGGCGGGAAGGUUCCUGACCUUGCUCCCUCUGCUACUGAUGCCGUUUCACCACCUGCUCCAGAGAAGGAAGAGAAGGUCCCCUUAGAGGAGAAGCCCAAACAAGAAGGGACAGAAGUAAAGACCGUUCCUAAUGAAGCCACACAAACAAAUGAGAAUGAAAGCAAAGCAUGAUCAACACAAAAGCAGAAACCACUCUCACUUCAGUGUCUCUUUUAUUAUUUUUGAACAUGUUUUCCUGUUUGUAGAUUUCAGCUCAGAAGAGGAUCAAUUGUGGCGCACUUGCUUUUUUGUAAAAUUCUUUCAUUAAAAGAGUUGACCAUGUGACUAAAAUUGGUAAAGAGAAUUACCUGGGUACUUUAGUUAUCAUUUUUCACUGCGCUUAGUAAGGAUUGUGAUUUGUAGAUAAUGUGUGAGUUCUUCAGUUAGUUAAACACUGAGAAACGCCUUCAGUUUAUUCCUAUGUUAUAGCGUCUGAAGUUAAACAAAUUUUCGGUACAUUCCUGUAGAAACAGCCACAACUGAUUUUUAUCCUCUUUUUUUUCAAAGUUAAGAAAACCGAUUAAAACACAGCUUUAUAAAUGACUGUUGCAAGGCUACAAAUGUGAUUGCUUCACUGUUCAUACAAGUACAUUACGUGCACAAAGCAUUGCUAUCUUAACCUAUGUUUAUAGUUUUUUUUUUAUUUUGCAAGUUUUGAUCCUGAGUUAGCUUUUGACUAAACAGAAGGUUUGUAAAUUUGCAUAUGUGAAGUAUAUUUCAAUUUGCAGUAUUCAAUUUUAUGAAAGGAAUAUUAAUUUUUUUGCCAACUUUUAUUUUCAGUGUUUAUUGGUACACACCACAAAACGAUAAUUGUUUAAUCCCUGACCUGUUCUAAUUGUGUCAGUGUAACAGGCUUUGCAACUGUUUAUUCCAAAGCCUGUUCAAAAUGACGAUAGUUUAGCUUGCUUUUGUCCACGAUAUUUUUAUUGAAUGGAAGUUUUGGCGAUAUCCUUCCUUGUUACACUUUUGUUAGGAAACACAUUGCUUAUCUGACCUGCUCUCAGAAAUUAAAGUCCUGAGUUGUACCGCCUGAUUUCAUAUCAUAUUAAGACCAGUUUACUCCAUUCAAAGUUAAUUGUUCCUGCUUGUUUCAGCUACAAAAGCCUCCAUUCAGCGGUGAAAGGCGUUCUGUAGCCCAUUUCCGUUUCUGAAGCAAUGUUUCAAUUUCUUAAAAAAAAACUGCAAGCUUGUGCACUGUGAAUGCGUGAAUAUUAUAGUGUGUUUUUUGUCAUUAGUAUUUCAAAGAGAAACUCAACAUAGCUUGGUUGUGAAAGGUGUAGCAAGUAGUUCUGAAGAUUGUGUGGGAUAAUGCCGUCACUGGGUGGGGAAAUGUAAAACAGAAAUAAGGUGAGGCAAAAAUCUGUUUGGGCAUGAAUUCCAUGUGUUAUAACUUUUAUUGCCUGUAAUGUUUUUUAAAAAAAUGGUUAGACUGGGAACAUUCCCCAUUAGCACAAUCGAAUGGGGGUAUUAAUCUUUCAUGUCCUUUUAAUUUGUGUGCAGUCUCAGUCCAGUAAUGAUCGCAUUGCUAAUUUGUAAGUUCAAACUGUGAAAAUACUGGUCUUGUCAUUUGCUUCGAGUGUUUGCUUAUGUUCAACUGUAGGGGUGACAUUGGGGGCAGCUUCCUCAACCACACUUUCCAUCCCCAAGGCUUGGCCUGUGCGCAGAGGAGACAAGGAUCCGGCAGAUUAGUUUCCGACUUAAUUUACUGCUCCAGCAACACAGCAAAAAAGGAAAUGCCAUCUGAUUGCAAUGCUGCCUUAAAUCAAGUCCUCUCCACCCCCCUCCCCAAUAUAGUUAUCUAGUGACAUCCCAAUUGUCACUCGAUGUAGUAUUCGUGCUGGGAUUGUCAUGGGACCAAGUUUACACAGAUCAUUGCAUGUGUGCAACGACCCCCCCCCCUAGCAAAAGGAAUAAAUGUUUGUUGUCUUGGUUUGCAAAUGCAUCUUCGGUGAACAGGUAGAACUAGGUGUUGUAAUCAAGGAGGACUAUUUAUCUCCUGCGUUGCACCUGGUGAAAAAUAAGAAGUGCUUUUAAAAAUAACAUGUUUAUCGCUGUGCUGCGGUUAGCCGGUAGUGAACACUACCCCCCAUCCCCCCUCCAUCGAUCCCCACUAGGAUCGGAGGGAUAUCGGCUGAGGGCUUCCAAUUACGAUCUCGCCGGAGGCUCCCCUCCCCAGUUACAACAGUGGGCAAACACGGCAGCUCCCAAGUAGACGCGGAGAAAGUAAUGCAGCCCUCGUGCCUUGAGCAGAUAGCAACACAGACUUUCACCCUUUCAGUCGUAAUCUCAAAGCCUGUGCUUCUUCCCCGGAUCAUAGACAGAGCCUCCACUGUCACCCCUAACCAGAAUACCCUGCACUUAGAGCCUUCUCUCCUGUUGCAGAACUUUUUAUUGAGUGCGGAUAAAACCACCUUUCCACUAUCAAUGGUGUAAAUACUGACUACUAACCAAGAAUUUUUGACUUUGCAUUAUGUCAGAUACUUGUGUUCAAUAAAAACUACAAAAUAUGA